Molecule: messenger RNA, 1294 nt
Organism: Malania oleifera
Lineage: Eukaryota; Viridiplantae; Streptophyta; Magnoliopsida; Santalales; Ximeniaceae
Exons: 8
Coding region: 210-998 (262 amino acids)
Source: RefSeq, a predicted model, not a curated record
UUACUUCUUCUUCCAUGGCAGCCUGGGUUUAGCUAGCGUAAAACCGUCAGCGUUUGAUCAUUUGCCUUCGUACUUUCGUUGCAAGUUUGCAACGUCUCGAAGCCCAAAGUGACGUUUCAUUCUCUUACCGUGUCUUCUCUCUCUCUCUCUCUCUCUCGCUGGUGACGGACUUGUGAUCGGAGUUAGGGCACAGGUCAGAUCGGACGGCCAUGGCGUCGCAGGCGCAUCUCGACAAGAUGACUCUCCGGCAGAACUACCGGAACCUUUGGCACACCAAUCUCAUGAGCACCAUUCAAGCUGACACUCCCUAUUGUUGCUUUGCGCUAUUGUGUGGCCCAUGUGUAUCAUACUUGUUGCGUAAACGAGCUCUUUACAAUGACAUGUCUAGGUAUACAUGUUGUGCUGGCUAUAUGCCAUGCAGUGGGAGGUGUGGAGAAAGCCGAUGCCCAGAAUUUUGUCUUUGUACUGAGGUUUUCCUGUGCUUCGGAAAUUCAGUUGCCUCAACACGCUUUCUGUUGCAAGAUGAAUUCAACAUUCAGACAACACAAUGUGAUAACUGCAUUAUUGGAUUUAUGUUCUGCCUCCAACAAUUGGCCUGUAUAUUUUCCCUUGUGGCUAUGAUUGUUGGCAGUGAUGAAAUUCAAGAAGCUUCACAAAUAUUGUCAUGUUUGUCUGAUAUGGUUUAUUGCACGGUUUGUGCAUGCAUGCAGACACAACACAAGAUUGAAAUGGAUAAGAGAGAUGGUAAGUUCGGCCCACAGCCAGUUAUGGCAGUGCCUCCAAUGCAGCAGAUGUCACGCAUAGAUCAAGCAACUCCUCCGUCAGUUGGGUAUCAGCCACAACCAGCAUAUGGGCAGCCCUAUGGCUAUCCUCCACCACCUCAAGCCCAAGGAUACCCACCACCUGCUCAAGCUCAAGGAUAUCCUGCUGCUGGCUAUCCCCCGUCUGGGUAUCCUCCUCCGGCUGGCUAUCCCCCUCCAUCUGGCUAUCCCAGGUGAUCUGGACUACGACGCUUGUUUUUGAAGUUGACAUGCUUCUUAAUGCGGCUGCUGUAUCUGUCUCUGUGAUAAUGAGCACAUUUGUGGUUUCCAUUUUAAUUACCAAAUAAAAAGGUUUCCAUUUGGUUUUCGGUGACUAGACUUUGACAUAAACGAUACAUGCUGCUUUUAUUGGCAAGGAUGUGAUAAAUUGCGUGUUUAUCAUCAUUGUAAUUAUCAUAUUUGAACAGAUUAUUCACACUCUGUUGCAUCUCCUCGAAAUUUUCUUUGGUAAUUAGUUUGCAUUUUUGUUGAGU